GACAUACUUGAUACCACAACCAAACUCCCCGCAGCCUUUUGACGGCUUUGGCCAGCUGAAUCUUUGCAACCCGGGCAUCAUGGCUGCCAUGCAAGACUUGCUGCAUGCCCUGCUAAAUCCUUCCCCUCUGGGUCUGGCAAUUGCGAUCCUGCUCGCCGUCACGAUCCCCAUCUUCCUCCACUCAGUCGUCUUCCGAAGCAGCGGCCUCACUACAUUACCGUCAAUUCUCUUGAUCGGCCCCAGCGGCUCUGGCAAGACAUCUCUUAUUACUUUAUUCGAACGUGGCACAAAGGCAGCUGCCACUCACACUUCUCAAACCCCAAUAGCUGUCGAAUGCUCAUUACCAGUUGGAGCCGUAGCUAGCUCGGACAAAUAUCGCUCAGACAAUGAUCCGACGAAUCAGACGCACAAGAAGUUCCUCUUGAUCGACACUCCCGGCCACGGAAAGCUCAGGCACCACGCCCUAGCGAGUCUCACCAACCCGCAGAAUCUGAAGGGGCUUAUCUUCUUGGUGGAUGCUGCUACACUAUCAGCUGGAGAUGAGGGGUUGAGGCAGACAGCAGACUAUCUCCAUGAUGUCUUGCUCUUAUUGCAGAAGAGAGUGACUGGGAGUAAAGCUGCGAAAGCAAUGAAGGAGAUCCCAGUCCUGAUCGCUGCGAACAAGAUGGAUCUGUUCAUAGCGCUUCCCGCAGCCCUUGUGAAGAGUAGCCUCGAGGCUGAGAUUACAAAGGUCAGGACAUCUAGGUCAAAAGGCUUGCUGGAUUCGGGUAUUGGAAUGGGAGAUGCUGAGGACGAGAAGGAUGACUGGCUGGGAGAGAUGGGUUCCACCAGCUUCAAGUUCUCUCAGAUGGAAGAGUUUGAUAUCUCGGUUGAGGUCUUGGGUGGUAAUGUGGUGGGAGGAGAAGGUCCAACGGUUGAUAAGUGGUGGAAAUGGAUCUCAGAGAGACUUUGAGAAGCUCCGAAUACAUUAUUGCGAACUAUCGAAAGUGUUCUAGCAGUGCCUCUCAAUAGACCUGGCGAGUUAGUACUCAGCAAUAAGUCUAGCCGCAACUUGAUGCACUCCGGGCAUUCUCCGAGUCCCAUCCUCCAGAGAUGUUCUUGUGUCUUUAAGACGCAUAAGUCUCCUCCAGGGAUGAUCGUGUCUUU
Hyaloscypha bicolor E is the source of this 1146-nucleotide messenger RNA. Its product is annotated as P-loop containing nucleoside triphosphate hydrolase protein. The record is from RefSeq and is a predicted model, not a curated record. NCBI's taxonomy places the organism in Eukaryota, Fungi, Ascomycota, Leotiomycetes, Helotiales, Hyaloscyphaceae. The transcript is spliced from 2 exons. Bases 80 to 952 code for a protein of 290 amino acids.